Neltuma alba is the source of this 861-nucleotide messenger RNA. RefSeq names its product xyloglucan endotransglucosylase/hydrolase 2-like. Gene Ontology annotation, cellular component: cell wall; apoplast. Gene Ontology annotation, biological process: cell wall biogenesis; xyloglucan metabolic process. Bases 1 to 861 code for a protein of 286 amino acids. Gene Ontology annotation, molecular function: xyloglucan:xyloglucosyl transferase activity; hydrolase activity, hydrolyzing O-glycosyl compounds. The record is from RefSeq and is a predicted model, not a curated record. The transcript is spliced from 3 exons. Lineage: Eukaryota; Viridiplantae; Streptophyta; Magnoliopsida; Fabales; Fabaceae.
AUGUCUUGUAGUUCCAAUCUUGUUUUUGUUUGUGUGUUUCUAGCGUUUGUUGGUACGAGUAUUGGUGUGGAUGGGAAUUUCAUAGAAUAUUUUGACACUCUUUUCGGAGAGAACAGAGCCAGAAUCGAAGAUGAAGGCCAAAGCUUAUUCCUAACGUUGGAUCAAUAUUCUGGGUCUGGUGUCGUUUCCAAGAGUGAGUUUUUGUUCGGAAGAUUUGAUAUGCAAAUCAAACUCGUCCCAGGAAACUCAGCAGGAACCGUCACUGCUUUUUAUUUAAGCUCGGAGGGGCCACACCACGACGAGAUAGACAUAGAGUUCCUAGGAAACUUGUCGGGAGAUCCUUAUCUGAUGUCCACUAAUAUUUUUGCAUAUGGCGAAGGUGGUCGAGAAAUGCAAUUCUACCUUUGGUUUGAUCCCACUGAGGACUUCCACACUUACUCUAUUGAUUGGAACUCUCAACGUAUCAUAAUACUAGUGGAUAAUACUCCCAUAAGAGUGAUGCGAAACAGGCAUGAGAUUGGAGUGCAUUUCCCUACAAGGCAACCCAUGAGGGUUUUUGCAACUCUUUGGAAUGGAGACUCGUGGGCUACUAGGUGGGGGCAGGUGAAGAUCGACAUGUCCAAUGCUCCGUUCAUUGCGUCGUUCCGGAACUUCACCGCCCGGGCCUGCACGGUGAGCCCGGAGCCGUCAUGCCGGGGAUUCAAUGUAGCCAAACAGACCAAAGACAUAGAUCCAGAGAACAAGAUGAAGAUGCAACAAGUGCAGCAAAAAUGGGUGGUUUAUGAUUAUUGCCAUGACUUUAGACGUUAUGCUCAUGGGCUUCCCUGGGAAUGCCGCAAAGCCAAUCUAAUACCUCAAUAA